Verruconis gallopava is the source of this 2526-nucleotide messenger RNA. RefSeq lists its product as uncharacterized. Gene Ontology annotation, cellular component: signal recognition particle, endoplasmic reticulum targeting. Gene Ontology annotation, biological process: SRP-dependent cotranslational protein targeting to membrane. The coding region runs from base 89 to 2038 and encodes 649 amino acids. NCBI's taxonomy places the organism in Eukaryota, Fungi, Ascomycota, Dothideomycetes, Venturiales, Sympoventuriaceae. Gene Ontology annotation, molecular function: signal recognition particle binding; 7S RNA binding; endoplasmic reticulum signal sequence receptor activity. The transcript has 3 exons. The record is from RefSeq and is a predicted model, not a curated record.
CAACAUCUGUCUGGCAGUUUAAAUUCUGUUUGAGUAUAGGAUACUUUUUUGAUUGUUACAUGACCCGCACGUUCAGAAGUCAGGUCUGAUGUUGCGUAGUCUAAAAUCUGCCAGAGACACUAAAGAAACUUUUGAGUCAAGAAUGAACAUUACCAAAUUCGUCGUGUCUCACAGGGAAAAUGCGCUACUUAUUGGCGAUUACAAGACUUACCAGCAUCAAUUGACCAAGCAGCUCGCCUCCUUGCGUAAGAAGCUAGGAAGAGCCACCCCAAAGAAUGGAAAGUACACGAAAAAGCCUGCUGUGACUGCAGAGGACAUUGGCCGCAACCAUGAAUUUGUGUACCUUCUUCUCCUUUCAGCCGAGCGAGCAUAUGCACACGCAAUGUCAAUGAAGAGUGGGGGAACGGAAGAUGGCACGGGACUCUCUUCUGCGACUCGUCUGCACAUUGCAAGUCGGAUUAACAAAGCCGCAAAUCAUGCCCGCCAGCUUGCGGCUCUUCUAUCCAUUCAGGAGCUCUCCACGGCCACAGAGACUGAUAUCCUAGAGGCCAAAGCGUAUGCAUACGCUUUUGCCGGAGCAAAAGACCUAGAGAAACAUGGUGCGGACAGCAGAUCAAGCGACAUUGAGGUGCAACGGGAAAAGUGGGCAUCGUGCUUGGAAAGUUUCUCAGCGUCGAGGGUCAUAUAUGUUGCUUUGUUUAAAUCAACCAAAGAAGAUGUUCUUAAGGAGUACGUGGCAUCAACUAUUGACCCAAGCAUCCGGUUUGCUGCGUACCAGUCUCAUAUUCCUCGAACUGUAACUCCAGUCACUGUUUCUCGUAAAUACUUCCCAAAGGACGAGAAGGAACUCAUGCAGAUAUUGCAGAAACUUGAUCCAACUGCAUUUAGUGAUCAAAAAGCGGCAGAAAUUGAUGGCGGUGCUGAAGUCCCAAACAGAAUUAAGUGGCGCUCAAGAACAGCAAAUAUAGUGGACACAUCCAUCGGCCAAGCACUCGCUGCUGUCAAAAUAGAAACAGGUCGCCUACAAGCAAUACUCAGAAGCGAUGAUGUCAAGGAUAAAUACACAAUAUAUGAUCCAGUUUUGAUCGCAGCUCAGGAUGCAGUGGAUGCGACCCGCCAUGCGAUCGACGACCAUGAGAAAGAGAGAGUUUCGGAAUCGGAUCCAAGAAUGCAGGAAUUGCGGAUCAUAAAUUUGGCAGUAAAUUAUGAGCUUAUCGGCUGGAGAGUAGGUCGAAACCGGGAAUUGAUUGGGUCCGACGAUGGCAUGAAGUUGAGCAACACACCAAUAAAGAGGCAAAAUAGGCUAAGAAAGGAUGGCAAAAUAUGGGCUGAGAAAUCUGAGGGAAAAGGACGUAAGCUUGUCCGACUAAGAGAACGAAUUGUGCUUUACAACGCAAUUUUGCAAAGCCUCGACAGUGUGAAGGAUGUUCCCGGUGCGAUGGGGGAUCCUGCUUUUGUCGGGGAAUUGGAGGGUAAAAAAGCUUAUUUUCAAGCUCUUAAGUGUCUUAACUUGUCUUUCUCGCAUACCCUGGUUUCACCACCGGCACACAAGCAUGCACUUGCUCUCAUAAUUCGCGCUGAGCAAUUCUCAUCUCAAGCCAAGGAGUCUCUACUGGGGCUUGCACCUUCGGAUGAAGCAUCCCCACUUCGACUCGAAAUUUCUAAAUCUCGUCUUACCAAAUUACAUAACCUCAUCAAGUCUUACCAUCUCCAAACACGUGCCCUAGUAGAAUUGCAGGAUCACCUCAACAAUUCGCCAAUGGCUGCCCGCAAUAUAGUGGUCUCUGCAGAACCGCGAAUGGAGUCUCCGGAUGACUACACCGGAAAGGGUGAUGUCGGUUUAGUUAAGCUGGUGGAAUGGCCGCCAAAAUUGAAGCCGAUUCCUCUUAAACCGCUUUUCUUUGACACGGCGUGGAAUUACGUAGAAUAUCCUGGAAAAGCACCUGCGGCUACUGCGAUUACGAAGGAAGACAUUGAUGAGGCCAAGAAAGAAGAGAAACCUUCUUCAAAGGGUUGGUUUGGUUUCGGCCGUCGUUGAAUCAUAUUAUUUGCUGCGAUUAUAUUAGUAUUCAAAUGUCAACAUGGAUUGGUUUCGGAGGACACUCAACGACUCACAUGCAAACGUAGACUUUUGAACGCUCUUGGUCUUAAUUGUAUUCAGCACUAAUUUUGUCUUGAAGGUCAGGAUUCGCAUGCAUGCAUGGAGUACCCCCGUGGCAGUGCUUUUAACUGCUGAUAGCAUAAGUAUCAGUGUAUGAUUUGCUAAGGAUUGUUCAGUGACAGUUGAAUCCUCCACCUAGGCCAGAUUUAGUUCGGUGGUUAUUUUUGGAUGAACAAAACAGAAUCAUUAUGUGAUUGCCGCUUAAGAAUUUGCAUUUUCAUUAGGAGACUUAAGCACACAUUUGGCUCGAAUGAUUUAAUUAUUGAUAUGGGUUUGUAAUGGCUAUAAUACUUGAAUGAGGGGCAUAUAUAAUUAAGAAGUGAAUAUUGACGACAUUGUUUCCGAAUAGUUUUUAGAAGCUUACG